AUGUUUCUUACCGAGCCAAUUCUGUUUCUGCUCUCGCUUUACAUGGCUUUUAUCUAUGGCAUACUGUAUCUGGAUUUCACUGCCUAUCCGUAUGUCUUCCAGCAGACAAGGCAUUGGGACGCCGGCAUCUCUGGUCUGAGCUUCUUAGGUAUCGGGGCUGGAAUGGCUAUUGCGACUGCUGCAUCACCAUAUAUAAACCGCGUCUACGCCACCUGGGUCAAGAAGCUUGGUGGACCCAAACCAGAAGCUCGACUACCCCACCUGAUCCUCCUCUCAUGGCUCGUGCCAAUAGGACUAUUCUGGUUCGCGUGGACAGCCGAUACAUCCAUCCACUGGGCAAGUUGUAUCAUAUCGGGCAUUCCCUUCGGCAUAGGCUUCGUGGUACUAUCGCUUGGUAUCACAUCAUAUCUCAUCGACUGCUACGGAAAAUAUGCAGCCAGCGCACUGGCCGCCAAUGCGAUUCUCAGGUCUUGUUUUGGAGCAGGCUUCCCUCUGUUUUCUCAUCAGAUGUACGACAAACUAGGCGCUGCGUGGGCCACAUCUAUACUGGGCUUUAUUUCAGUAGCUUUAGCGCCCUUGCCUUUUGUCUUUUACCGCUUCGGGCCACGAAUCCGCGCACACUCUACAUUUCACCAAAGAGCCAUAGAGGAGGAGUUUGAAGUAGCUGCUACAGUGGACCACUCUAAGAAAGAAGGGUAG
Messenger RNA from Fusarium coffeatum, 699 nucleotides. RefSeq lists its product as uncharacterized. Gene Ontology annotation, biological process: transmembrane transport. Lineage: Eukaryota; Fungi; Ascomycota; Sordariomycetes; Hypocreales; Nectriaceae. The record is from RefSeq and is a predicted model, not a curated record. The coding region runs from base 1 to 699 and encodes 232 amino acids. The transcript is spliced from 2 exons. Gene Ontology annotation, molecular function: transmembrane transporter activity.